CAGGGGGCGGGGGCCGACGAACCCGCGGGAGUGUCUGAGGCGGUGCGCUUGCGCAACUGGUCGGGGGCGGGCCGGCGUACCCCGAGGAAGCGUCCUGGGGACGGGGGCUGGAGAGGCUCAAGCUGGAGGGCUUCGCGUCUUCGGCGGGGAUCCGGAGGAUACUGUGAACAUGACAUCACUGUGGCUGCUGAGAGCCCCCUUUCUGUGUGGCCUGCUCUGGGCCUUUUGUGCUCCAGGUGCCAGGGCACAGGACGUCGGGGAUGGUGUCCCCCAUCAUGGCAGUGUGGGCCUGGACAAGAACACAGUACAUGACCAAGAGCAUAUCAUGGAACAUCUAGAAGGUGUCAUCAACAAACCAGAAGCAGAGAUGUCUCCACAAGAACUGCAGCUCCAUUAUUUCAAAAUGCAUGAUUAUGAUGGCAAUAACUUGCUUGACGGCUUAGAACUCUCCACAGCCAUCACGCAUGUCCAUAAGGAGGAGGGGAAUGAACAGGCACCAGUAAUGAGCGAAGAUGAGCUGAUUAGCAUAAUAGAUGGCGUUUUGAGAGAUGAUGACAAGAACAAUGAUGGCUACAUCGACUAUGCAGAGUUUGCAAAGUCACUGCAGUAGACUUAUGUGACUAUCUCUUAGUUAUAUGCAAAUGUGACCCAUGAUAAUGUGAUUGAACACUCUUUGGAAUGCAAAACAGCUCAUUUCCAACAACUGCUACAUUUUGCUAAAAUAUUGAAGCAGUUUGCUUCUCUGGGGUGAGAAGAAGUCAAGAGAAACAAGAGGGGAGAAACGUUAGUCCUGACAUGCUUUUACCUUUUACUGGACUUGAGCUCCAUGAAAAAUCCUCUUAAGGCUGUGGAUAAUUAUUCCCAAGCUCUCAGGAACUUGACUGUAGAACACUACACUCAUUUCUUGAUUUUAAUUCAUGCUACCUGAAAAGUAAAGACGGCAAACUUUGCCAAAUGGUCAGGCUUUUUCAGUGAUAGCGAAGGGGUGGCGUGAGCAUCGAAGGGUCCUGUCUCUCUGCUAAUGUUAUCAGUAUUCUGCUCCCCUGGCAAGGGUAAUCACUUUGCCCCCAGCAAGUGACUGUCUGUUCGGCUGUAUUAAAACCACAGCGCAAGAAGAAUGUCACCUAUUAAGUUCAACUAGCUGCAGAGUUGAUUCUGUAUCCACUGGCAUUUUGGAAAUGAUACACCACUGGCCAAAUAAUUAGACUUUUUCAGAUUUUCAGUAUUUUAUAGAACUAUUGUCACACCCGUCUGUGGUCUCCAACAAAUUUAAAAGUGUUCUCUAGUCACUAGCUACUCUUUGAACUUUCUUAAUUUUUGUAAUUCAUUCUUGUUCCCAGGGUUUCCUUUUUCCAGGAUAUGGACUAUGGACUUGGUACAGCAGGUGUAAGCUAUCAGCUCGUCUAGCCCAGAUGAGACAUGGAAAGAUCAUUCGCUCAGAAUGAUGAUUAACCUGAUCCAAGUUCUGUUUUGAAGGAAUGAUGUUUAAAUUACCUCUUCUAGCCUGACUACGUGAAUUCCUUCAUUUCAGGGACGAUUAGAAAAAGAAACCUACAAACCCUUUAGCCUUGUGACACUCAGUAGUAAUUGAAGGGGAGAAGAAACAGUUUGCAAUUUGGUUUGUGGGAUGUGAUUGAUAUGCCAUAAAAGAGAAUUCAGAAUGGUGGUGGGCUCAGGAAAAAAAACAAAAACAAAAAUAAACAGAAUCCCAUUUGCUUUAAGAUGUAUAGAGACUUAUUUUCUUUAUUAAAGUAUUCUUAUAAGAAAACA
Nannospalax galili (Upper Galilee mountains blind mole rat) is the source of this 1770-nucleotide messenger RNA. It is a transcript of the gene Mcfd2, whose product is annotated as multiple coagulation factor deficiency 2. Gene Ontology annotation, molecular function: calcium ion binding. The record is from RefSeq and is a predicted model, not a curated record. Lineage: Eukaryota; Metazoa; Chordata; Mammalia; Rodentia; Spalacidae. The coding region runs from base 170 to 610 and encodes 146 amino acids. The transcript has 4 exons.